Moesziomyces antarcticus is the source of this 1443-nucleotide messenger RNA. RefSeq lists its product as uncharacterized. The coding region runs from base 1 to 1443 and encodes 480 amino acids. The record is from RefSeq and is a predicted model, not a curated record. NCBI's taxonomy places the organism in Eukaryota, Fungi, Basidiomycota, Ustilaginomycetes, Ustilaginales, Ustilaginaceae. The transcript has a single exon.
AUGGGUUCGUCGGUCGGCAUGGGCGGCCAGAUGGCCAAGCUGUCCGCCUUCGUGUACGGGUGGACGCCGAUGAUCCUGCUGGCGAGCUACUGCGUGAUCAGCUUCUUCUUCUACAUUGUGAUCCCGCCGAUCCUGCAGGCGGUGCUGUUCUACAUCUACCUGGUGCUGCAGACGCUCACGGCGCUUUCGGUAUCGACCGAGGCGCUGCAGUCGGUGCGUCCCUCUGUCAAGGCGCGCCGGGCGUUCCGCAAGGCAGCCAAGGAGGGAUGGGGCGAGACCGAGGGCGGUAAGCAGUGGCCGAGGAUCGACGUGGUUCUGGUGGCCUACCUGCCCAACGAAAAGGACAUUAUCAUGCGUCAGCUGCGCUACGCACUGCGCGAGAUCAACUAUCCCGCCGACAAGCUCAUGAUCAAUCUGGUCUACAACACGCCCAAGCCGAUCGAGCCGGUGGAGAGCGAGUUGCGCGAGCUCGAAAAGUCGCACGCCCGACUGCGCGUGAUCAAGGUGCCCAACUCGACGUCCAAGGCGGACAACAUCAACCACUACCUCUCGCUCGACUUCAAGUGCGAUAUCAUCACGCUCUACGACACGGACCACUACCCGGAUCCGAACGCACUGCGUUGGGUGGCUCGACGAUUCUUGCAGGGUGGUAUUGAUAUCAUUCAGGGUCGAUGCUGCGUAUACAACUACGACGAGACGUGGUUGACCCCGCUUGUGGCUGCCGAGUUCGACAUGAUCUACGGCGUGAUGCACAGCGGACGUGCCGAGGUGCAGGGGUACGGAUUCUUCGGUGGAUCCAAUGGACACUGGAACGCCUCGUUGCUCAAGACGCUCGGGAUGCAGAAGCACAUGCUGACCGAGGAUAUCGACAGCUCCAUGCGAGCCAUCAUCUCGGGUGCACGCAUCGAAUACGACCUCAAGGUGCUCUCGUACGAACUGGCUCCCGAAACCGCGCCUGCGCUUACAAAGCAGCGCAUGCGAUGGGCGCAAGGCUGGACGCAGGUUGCCUUCCGCCACGCCCUACCCGCCGUUCGUCGAGGUGCCUACUCUGACGACAACGGUUGGCGCUCCCGCCUCGGUCUCUUCCAACUCCUCGUCUACCGCGAGGCGUACUUCUACAUCAACACGCAGCUUCUCUUCAUCCUCCUCAGCUCGCUCGUUCUCGCCUUGCCGCACGAAGGCCUCAAAGCCUGGUUCACCAACUUUGGCGGCUUUGCGAUCGCCAUGUGGGCCCUCGGCAUCAACCUCAUCUGCCUCUUCGUCACCAUCUGCAUCACACUCAAGAACCGCUCCAACUUCACGCACCCGCUCGGCAUCAUCGCAUUCGGUCUCUUGGCGCCCUUCUACUACAGCAUCGUCAGCUUCAUGUCCAUCUUCUGCCACUUCCGCGAGUUCAUCAAGUUCGAAAAGUGGAACCCCACCGCAAGAUCCAACAAGAAGUGA